Molecule: messenger RNA, 231 nt
Organism: Striga hermonthica
Lineage: Eukaryota; Viridiplantae; Streptophyta; Magnoliopsida; Lamiales; Orobanchaceae
Source: the annotation of a GenBank genome assembly
AUGUUUGGGGAUUCUAUUGAUGAAGUUGUUGGAAUUUGUACUCAGAUUUUCAGUGAUUUCCUGCACAUGGAGUAUGGGGGCCCCGGAACACUGUUGGUGGAUCCUUUCGUCGACAUGGCAGAUACCAUAAACGAGAGAGGCUUACCCGGUGGGCCUCAGACGGCCCGGGCGGCUGUUAAAUGGGCUCAGGCUCAUGUGGACGACGACUGGGACGAGUGGACUAGCAGCUAG